Molecule: messenger RNA, 1140 nt
Organism: Tarenaya hassleriana
Lineage: Eukaryota; Viridiplantae; Streptophyta; Magnoliopsida; Brassicales; Cleomaceae
Product: glycine cleavage system H protein 2, mitochondrial-like
Exons: 3
Coding region: 107-583 (158 amino acids)
Biological process (GO): glycine decarboxylation via glycine cleavage system; protein lipoylation
Cellular component (GO): glycine cleavage complex; cytoplasm; mitochondrion
Source: RefSeq, a predicted model, not a curated record
CGUUGCUCUGUCCCUGUUCUUUGUUCACCCUUUUCUUUUUGUGAAAUUCCCUUGAACCGAAGGAGCAGACAAAUUCUCUCUCGCAGAUCGGUCAGAUUCUAAUAAAAUGGCGUUACCGCUGUUCUGGGCAUCAAGAACAGCUUCCCGUCUCCGAAUCUCUGUCCUCCGCCGAAGAAGCUUCGGUUCUGUGAAUCUCAGAGACUUGAAGUAUGCGGGCACACACGAGUGGGUGAAGGUUGAUGGAAAUGCAGCUACAAUUGGGAUAACCCAUCACGCCCAGGAUCAUGUAGGCGAUGUUAUAUUCGUGGAAUUACCCGAACUGGGGCGUGUCCUUAAACAAGGUUGCAGUUUCGCGUCGGUUGAAAGCAUGAAGGCCACGAGUGAUGUCAACUCUCCUGUUUCAGGGAAAGUGAUCAAAGUCCAUGAAGAGCUCACCAGCUCUCCUGGUCUGGUCAACUGGAGUCCGUACGAGAGAGGGUGGAUGGUGAAAGUCGAGAUGAGUGAUCGAGGAGAACUGAACAACUUGAUGGACUCUGAUCAGUAUACAAGGUUUUGUGAGGAAGAAGCAGACUCCAAGCACUGAGAACUUGUGUUCUUCUGACAUGUAAGUACCCAAACCCGAUCUUUUGCCCUCUUUUUUCCUGGAUUGUAGAUGAACUAAAAAUGAAUCCUAGAUCAUUAAGAGUAACAGAGCAUCGUUAAGCGACGAUGCAUAAGUUUGUUGGAAGAGAUCAUACCAAGGCAACGGAUCUUAGAUUCUUACUGGUCAGAGAAUGUAGGAUGGAAAUGAUGCAUUAUGAUGCAGAAUCUAAGUAACGGGCAGUCCAAAUGUCAAGAGUAAUGGUAGAGGGCGGCGGGCAAGCAUAAACACAGAGUAUAUUGUGGAUGAAGAGAAGCUUUCAUGGAGAUGUUGAAUUUUGCUGUCCAUCCAAUCUUGGAGAGCCAACAGUGGUAAUGCUGGCGGCGGAUGAAAACGCUUGUCCUGACCGAAUCUCUUGUCGGAACCAUGAAAAAACUAAACUAGCAAACAGGAUCAAACCCAGCUUAUUGAAAUUCUCGUUUGAUUUCAGGAAGCCAUCGAUCAUCGCGAAUUCACAAUCUCGACCAAAUGGUGUUGGGAAAUCUCUCAAAUAUUAUUAU